AAUUAAAAACUAAUAAACUAAUUCAGUUCAUACGAGUGUUACGUCAAAGUUACACGUUUAUUUUUAAGUGGACAAACAUUUUUGUUCUGUGCCUGACUUUAAUUAUUUUAAAAAAAAAUGAAGGACAUCGUUCAAAUUUGGAACAGAGUGACGACUCGUCGAUACUCAACAGUGAAUACCACAGAUCGGGAACUCUGCGAUAUAUCGAGUAAUCGAUUAAAAAGAACAGAUAUCGAUACAUCCGCCAUUGAAGCGAAUUUGGCUGAAUGCGAGGGUUUGAAUAACAAAUUCAAUGAUGAUCUUGACUUCAGUCAGAGGAAAGAUGCCAUUAUAAAUCGAUUAUUUGAGAGGCGGAGAAAAGGUCAAGUAGCCAGACAACCAAAAUGUCUGUUCCUGCUACUGAUGCUUGGUUUCUUUGCGCUGGGAACAGGCUGUUUUAUCUUCUUCGCACACCCUUACGACUUUUUCUUCAAUCAGAAAGUCGUUUUUCAAGAUGGCGGCGAAAUCUUGGAGAUGUGGCGGACUCCAGAAGUGGAACUAUUCUGCCGGGUGUUUCUCUUCAACGUCACAAACGCAGAAGAAUACAUGGCGGGCAUAGACAAAAAGAUAAAAGUCAAAGAAGUUGGCCCCUAUGUAUACAAGGAAGGAUUUGAGCAUAAUAUAACUAGGUUCAAUGACAACGGCACCAUGUCAGUUACACCCCUACAUCCCCUCACUUGGGUGGCCGAGAUGUCGGAAGGACAUAAAGAAACCGACAUCCUGUACUUACCUCAUAUAGCCUUACUGAGUAUCGCUAACGUUGUCGCCCCGAAAGGAUUUUUGACGCGUUUAGGACUAAACAAUAUCAUCACGCUGACAAACAGUCAGCCGCUGGUGAAGAUGACAGCUCGCGAGUUCAUGAUGGGCUACGAGUCCAGGCUGAUGACUUUGGGCAGCACUUUCUUGCCUGGCUGGAUCAGUUUUGAUAAACUGGGCCUUAUUGAUAGGAUGUACGAUUUUGAUGGAGAUUUCGAGACGGUAUACACAGGAGAAACAGAUAUCCGUUUCGCCGGUCUCAUCGAUACCUACAGGGGUUCUACUGAUCUUCCACAAUGGCAAGGAAAACAUUGCUCCAACGUGCAGAAUGCCUCAGACGCUACAAAAUUCAUGGGAGGAGUAGGCAGGAAUGAUAGUAUUCUGUUCUUCAGGAAGAGCAUGUGUCGCAGUGCAUUACUGAUCCCAGUGGAGGAAGGCGUGAGGAAUGGACUCGAUGCGUACAUGUACACGUUCCCUGAAAACAUGCUGGAUAAUGGCAAAUAUAUAGAAGAAAAUAAAUGCUACUGCAGGAAAGGCAAAUGUCUUCCCGCUGGACUCAUUGAUGUCACGGACUGCUACUAUGGGUUCCCCAUUGCUCUCUCCUACCCUCACUUCUACCAGGGAGACAAUAUCCUCUUCAGCAAAGUCGAAGGCCUAACUCCUAAUGAAAAAGAUCAUAAAACUAGAUUUUGGAUCGAACCGAAAUCAGGCUUGCCAUUAGACGUGAGCUCCAAAAUGCAGAUAAACUUGGCACUCGGAGAUAUAUCGUCAAUCAACAACGUGGAGAGAUUCUCCAAUAUGUAUUUACCAAUGUUAUGGUUUGAUAUUAGAAUGUACACAUUAACUCCAUCGUUAGAACAACGCUUCAACUUAUAUCUGAACAUACUACCCGUCGUCGAGCAGGCGGCCAUGUACAUACUGUUCGCCAUCGGAGCCGGGCUCAUCCUCGCCACAAUCUACAACCUCGCCUUCAAAAUAAUGUUCAAAUCCGUCAACAACAGACAGAAAAGAAACAUCGACAUCGGCAAUCAGUAUUGUACUAAAGAUAUUAAAAACAAAAACACAAUCUACACGCCCUGUGAAACGCCGCUCAACGAUCUAGAAUCCGAUUGUUCUGAUCCACAAUUCGAUCCUGAGAGACGACCUUCGCUAUUGAAAAUACAUGGCGACAAAAUAAAGGAGUUAAGUAACAGAUUAAGCGAUAAAAUGUAUGAUUCAGUUGGUGCAGUCAAAGACAAAUUUAUAGAUGAAUUCACGCAUGUAAAAAAUAUUUUCGAUAGGAGAAAUUCAUUAAAGAACGAAGACAAUAAUGCUUACCGAAGUGAUUCCGGUGAUGAAAUGAAUCACGGGUACCGAUCAGUGAAACAGACUGAUAGUGAUGAUGAUUAUAAAUAUUUAGAAGUAAUAGACGAUGGUAGUGAGUUCGAUUCUCCGGGAUUCCUUAAUGAUAGUAAACGCUUAAACAAAUUGGAACGUACACACAAUGAAACUGUAUUACAUAUACAUGAAUGAAUGAAUGAUACUCAUUUUGGUUUAAAAUUUAUUCUUAACACCAUUUUUGAGUAAGAGGUUGAGACUAUUUCUUUGAAAUAUAUAUGUAUUUAUAUAUAUGCUUGAAGUGUAGAAAUUUGUCUAUGAUUAGCUGGUUGCAAAAUAUAUAAACUCUUCUCAUUUUUAUGGUGUUAUGUACUAUAUUUUAGUAAUCAUAGGAACAAUAAUUGAUAUUGUUUUUAGCAGUGAUCAAUAAUCUGUGAGCGAUGAUACGUGUAGUGACGUUCUAUUAGUUAUCGUUUCGUUUCUACAACUUAUUAAACUUCUAUAAGAAAUCAAAAGAUUUGGUUUGAAUAUAUUUAUGUAUAAAAACAAUGUAUGUGUAUACAUUGGAUGUAAUUUUGAUCUAUUUGUUGACAGCGCUUCUCUAACUAUGGCUAUAUCAAAUGGAAAUAUUCGGUUUUUUUUCUCAUUUUAAACUUCGAAUGCUCAUCAAAAAUACAUAAACUUGAAUUUUAGAUAGACCCAAAAAAAUCCAAUCUUUUUCUUUCUUUUUUAAUUGUGGCUCCGUGUGGCGUACUGCAUGUUGUUCGCAAAUAUUUUUAUUGCGUACUUUUUACACAAUCUAUAAAUCUGUGUAGUGAUUAAUGUAAAUAGUGUAGACCAAUAGUAAUUUAUCGUUUACUGCAGCCAUAUUUACAGUGUAUAUAAUAUAAUGUAAAUAAAGUUAAAAGAAACCCAAGUAGUUUUAAGUUAGAAAUAAAUAAUAUACUCGUCUUGCCCUUAUACAUUCCGUAAAUAUAUAAGUAGUUGUUAUAAUGUACAUUAUUUAAAUAUUUAAGUUAUUUUCACAAAAGAAUAAGAAUAGGAACAACAUGGAUAAAUAAAGAAUAAAUAAAUACAACAAUCAGCAACAAAAUUAUGGACAAUAAUAAAUAGAUCUCACUCAUUUAUUCAUUCGAACGAUAUUUUACAAAAUCAUCACAAAUGGUUGUAGUGAAAACAGUCUCAACUUGAUUUGUAAAAUAUGAGAGAGGACUUGAUUGAUUAUAACCCUAUAGCUCUCUUGUCUGAACCUCACCCAGGACAGUUUUUAUUUUUUAAGACGCCGUACUUGCAGACAUUUUUUUAUUAAUUUUGUAGUAUUUGUGGGUAAUGUUAUUUAAAACAAAACAAUUAUUGUAUGAAAUUGUACAAAUUGUUUUUAAAACCAUUUCAUAGAUCAAUAAAUCAAUUACUCAACUUACAACUAUUCAAAUUUAGUCAUUAUUUUAUAGGACGGUUUUUUGGUUUAGCCGUUUAGCACAACACCAUACUUUUCGGCGGAUAUAGAUUUCAAUUCUCCCAAAUACAAACUUGUAAUCAUGAAUAUGUUUGUUUGUCAAUAAAUACAUCUGGGUACUUUUUAUUGUUAAUAUUUCUAUCAGUUGUUUAAUACCCGUAGCUCUUCGUUUGGGACUAGA
Molecule: messenger RNA, 3749 nt
Organism: Achroia grisella
Lineage: Eukaryota; Metazoa; Arthropoda; Insecta; Lepidoptera; Pyralidae
Product: scavenger receptor class B member 1-like
Exons: 10
Coding region: 118-2307 (729 amino acids)
Cellular component (GO): membrane; cytoplasm
Molecular function (GO): scavenger receptor activity
Source: RefSeq, a predicted model, not a curated record